AGGAACUACUUCCUUGCCUGUCUUUCUAGGGUCUCAAGGGCCAUGAGAAAUGGCACAGCAAUUACAGAGUUCAUCCUCCUAGGAUUUCCUGGUACCCAAGGACUACAGACCCCUCUCUUUACCACGAUCUUUCUCAUCUAUAUACUAACCCUUGCAGGCAAUGGGCUCAUUAUUGCCAUUGUCUGGGCUGAGCCCAGGUUGCAAUCCCCAAUGUACUUCUUCCUUUGUAACUUGUCCUUCCUAGAGAUCUGGUACACCACCACAGUCAUCCCCAAAUUGCUAGAAACAUUCGUGGUAGCAAGAGCUGUCAUCUGCAUUCCCUGCUGUCUGCUGCAGGCCUUUUUCCACUUCUUUCUGGGCACCACCGAGUUCUUGAUCCUCACUGUCAUGUCCUUUGACCGCUACCUGGCCAUCUGCAAGCCCCUUCGCUAUCCUACCAUCAUGACCAGCAACCUCUGCUUGCAGCUGGCCCUCAGCUCCUGGGUGGUAGGCUUCACCAUCAUUUUUUGUCAGACGAUGCUGCUUGUCCGGCUGCCAUUCUGUGGCAACAAUGUUAUCAAUCAUUUCUACUGUGAUUUUGGUCCCAUCUUGAAAGCAGCCUGUGUAGACACCAGCAUUUCCGAGCUCCUGGGUGUCCUGGGAACCGUCCUUGUGAUCCCAGGGUCACUCCUCUGCACUGUGACUUCUUAUAUCUACAUCCUGUCCACCAUCCUACGGAUUCCUUCAGCUGCUAGUCGCCAAAAGGCUUUCUCCACCUGUGCCUCUCACCUGACAGUUGUCUCUCUGCUGUAUGGAGCUGUUCUGUUCAUGUAUCUCAGACCCACAGCACACUCUUCCUUUCAGAUAAAUAAGGUGGUAUCUGUGCUAAACACCAUCCUCACACCCCUUCUGAAUCCUUUUAUAUACACCAUUAGAAACAAGGAGGUGAAAGGAGCUCUAAGAAAAGCAAUGACUUGUCCGAAGACUGGUUGUGCAAAGUAAAAUGAGCUUACUGCAAAUAAAAAGUUAAAGGUGAAACAGGAUUGUGGAGAGGUUUGGUAAAACUGG
Messenger RNA from Nycticebus coucang (slow loris), 1047 nucleotides. RefSeq names its product olfactory receptor 6X1. Gene Ontology annotation, molecular function: olfactory receptor activity; G protein-coupled receptor activity. Lineage: Eukaryota; Metazoa; Chordata; Mammalia; Primates; Lorisidae. The transcript has a single exon. The record is from RefSeq and is a predicted model, not a curated record. Bases 43 to 981 code for a protein of 312 amino acids. Gene Ontology annotation, cellular component: membrane. Gene Ontology annotation, biological process: G protein-coupled receptor signaling pathway.